UAAUAAGAAUCAAGACCACACCCCUAUCCAGUUAAUUAAAUAUUAUUUUGCUUGAGUCGUCAUCUUUCCACCUCUUUUAUAAGUUUUAUGAUGAGUGAAGCUGUAUUAAUUGAGACUUCAGUGGGUGAUAUCCCUCAGGUUCUGGAUAAGAUUCGCGCCGGAUUUAAAAAGAGGCAGAGUUGGAGCGAUUUUGAGCAGAAGCAGCAUGCACUCUCUCAGCUCAAGGCUCUCAAGAGACUUUUUGAUGAGAACAUGGAUCAAAUAACAGCUGCAUUGAAGGCUGACCUAAACAAAAGUGAAGUUGAGUCAAUCGGGUUGGAAUUAAACGUAGUCCGUGCCGAUAUCAUUGAAGCUAUAAGAGACUUCUACAAGUGGACUGCCCCCCAAUAUGUUGCUAAGGGCGUGGCUAACAUGAUGGACGAUUGCUACAUGAAGCCAGAGCCUCACGGAGUUGGGCUCAUCAUUGGGGCUUGGAAUUAUCCGUUCCAAUUGGUUACGCUUCCUCUAGUUGGAGCUAUUGCAGCUGGGAAUGCUAUCAUUAUAAAACCGUCAGAGCUGUCCAUAAACACUUCCAAUCUAGUGUACGACCUUAUUCCUAAGUACCUGGACAAUGAUUUUUAUGCAGUUGUUACCGGAGGAGCUGACGUAGCCCAGUGCCUCUUAAAGGAGAGAUUUGAUCACAUAUUCUAUACAGGAAGUACUCACGUUGGCAAGAUUGUAAUGAAAGCAGCUGCGGAACAUUUGACACCUGUAACGUUAGAACUUGGAGGGAAAAGUCCUGUAAUAGUUGCUGAUGAUGCUAACAUUGAUGUAGCCGCCCGAAGGAUCAUGUGGGGGAAACUAGCCAAUGCCGGUCAGACUUGCAUUGCCCCAGACUAUGUGAUGUGCUCUGAGAGUGUUCGUGAUCGAUUUGUUGACAGCUGCAAAAAAGCAGCAGAGCAGUUCUUUGGAAAGGAUCCUUCAAAAUCCUCAGAUUACUGUCGCAUUGUUAAUACAAGGCAUUUCAAGCGUGUUACUGGUCUAAUGGAAGCAACAAAAGGUACCUGUGUCUCUGAGGUUGUCACUGAUGAGGACCAGAGGUACAUAUCACCAGCUUUGUAUGUUGGAGUCACAGAGGAUGACCCUCUCUUGAAGGAAGAGAUAUUUGGUCCUCUCCUUCCAAUAUUGACGGUAUCAAGCAUUGAUGAAGCUAUCCAGUUUGUUAAUGAGAGGGAGAAGCCGCUAGCUUUCUACGUCUUCACUGAAAACAGCAAGACGUUUCAUUACAUAUCAAGUCGUACCAGUAGUGGUGCUCUUGUUCAGAAUACCGUCUUCUUCCAAGCUGGAAUUAAUACUCUGCCGUUUGGUGGAGUCGGUAACAGUGGUAUAGGAGCUUACCAUGGGAAGCACACAUUUGAUACAUACUCACACAUGAAACCAAUUCUUAGGACUGGGACUAAAAUGGACUUUUUACUAAAGGUGAUCUAUCCACCACACAACAAGUCAAAGAUAAAGCAGUUUAACUUCCUCCAGCUGCCCUCAUCCCGCCAAUGGAGUCUGCGUCCUUAUCUUAUAAUUCUACUUGUUCUUGUGAUAGCAGCUGCUGUUAAGGUUUACGGACUACCCAGUUUUUUGUACAAGUUUUUCUGAUUGAGUGAGACAAUUUAUAAAGUGUGAUUUCGUAUGCUUUGCUGUAAAAAACAAAAUAUGAUUGUGUCUAAAUUUUUGUCUUGCGUGUUUUUUUUGAUGUAAAAAAAUAAUAUAAAACAAUAAAAA
Molecule: messenger RNA, 1755 nt
Organism: Amphimedon queenslandica
Lineage: Eukaryota; Metazoa; Porifera; Demospongiae; Haplosclerida; Niphatidae
Product: fatty aldehyde dehydrogenase-like
Exons: 12
Coding region: 88-1629 (513 amino acids)
Biological process (GO): aldehyde metabolic process
Cellular component (GO): cytoplasm
Molecular function (GO): aldehyde dehydrogenase (NAD+) activity
Source: RefSeq, a predicted model, not a curated record